This is a messenger RNA of Ochlerotatus camptorhynchus, 4324 nucleotides long. RefSeq names its product corkscrew (gene csw). Gene Ontology annotation, cellular component: cytoplasm. Bases 656 to 2932 code for a protein of 758 amino acids. Gene Ontology annotation, biological process: mitotic cell cycle; cell differentiation; intracellular signal transduction. The transcript is spliced from 10 exons. Gene Ontology annotation, molecular function: non-membrane spanning protein tyrosine phosphatase activity; phosphotyrosine residue binding. The record is from RefSeq and is a predicted model, not a curated record. Lineage: Eukaryota; Metazoa; Arthropoda; Insecta; Diptera; Culicidae.
AUCGAUGUAAAUCAGUUUAGUUUGUCGCAAAUUCAGCAACCAAAAGCAUCUCUCCCUUCGACAUUCACGGACCGGUGCGUCGCGAGUCAAGUAUUCGAAAGCGUUGAGUUGAGGAAUUGAAGACGACUACACUUACGGCAAGUUGUGUUGUUCCUCUAGCUUUGUCAUCGAAUCGAAAAUUUUUGGUUGAUUUGUGCGAACGAUAGCCACGUGUGCGUGAAUAGUUUUUUAGUUUGUUUUGACCACGUGUGUAGUGUCGUUGUUGGUGAAGGGAAUUUAAGCGAAACGAGCGAAAAUGUCGGGCGGAUUCUUUUUCGAGCACGUAGUCGAGUAUUUUCUUCCGAAAAGUGACGCCGAGAAGAGCAAGAAGAAGAGCGAUCAGAAGGAGGUGCCAAUAAAAAAGUAAACUGUUGAUCUUGUGGAGGCGCGCAGAAGUUAAUAACUCAAGCACACGGGACGUGGUGAGAGAGAGUAAACAAGAUUUACUCUGAUCAUCGAAAACAACAAGCCGAGUGGGAAGCUGUAGCGCGAGCUCCACACCGACACCGACACCGACAGACCAGUGCGAAGUCUACCAACGUCGGUAUCGAACGUUAAUUUGUGCGGUUCGAAAAAAAAAAACUAAAACUAGAGAAAACGAAAAACAGAAACUAUUAUGAUGUUCAAGAAGUACGUUAUGAAGCUAACGAACACCAUCGGAACGGUGGACUAUCUGCGACGGAAGUCUUCGUCGUCGUCGCCGGCAGCCGAUCUAGUUCGGAAGCAGAAGAAAAAAGACAAAUACUCCAAGGCGGACCUGGAACCCGAAUUGGACCUGGAGGCAGACUACAUGCCAAGGUCACGCUAUCCCAGUGCGUGUUCGACGGACAGUGCCAUCACCAGUGCCAGCAGCCACAGUGGAAGUGCCAGCAGUUUGAGUGACUCGUUCGAAUCGUCGGACUCCAACGGGGGAGCCGAAGGCGGGGGCUCAACCAAGCUCGGUCGGCACAGGGACAACGUGCUGGUAUUUGAUCCGGCCCUGCUGGCCCUACCGGCAGCGAAGAUCCUCAUCGCCGAGCUGCGGAACGCCCCGGAAUUGCAACCAUGGUUCCACGGUAACCUGUCCGGCAAGGAAGCGGAACGAUUGAUCCUGGAACGGGGCAAGAAUGGCUCGUUCCUAGUGCGUGAAUCUCAGAGUAAACCGGGCGAUUUUGUGUUAUCCGUGCGGACAGAGGACAAAGUGACCCACGUCAUGAUUCGGUGGCAUGAAAACAAGUACGACGUCGGCGGGGGUCAGAAAUUCAACACCCUGUGCGACCUGAUCGAGCACUACAAGCGCAACCCGAUGGUGGAGACGUGCGGGACGGUCGUCCACCUGCGGCAGCCCUUCAACGCGACGCGGAUCACCGCCGCCGGCAUCGACGCCCGGGUCGAGCAACUGCAGCGGGAAAACGGCAGCCACUGCUACGGCAAGGGUGGUUUUUGGGAGGAAUUCGAAUCUCUACAGCAGCAGGAGUGCCGGCACACGUUUUCCCGGCGGGAGGGCCAACGGAGCGAGAACCGGGUCAAGAAUAGAUAUAAGAACAUUUUACCAUUUGACCACACCCGGGUGAAGCUGAAAGACGUGGACAACUCGCAGUCCGGAGCCGAGUACAUCAAUGCGAACUACAUCCGGCAACCGACGGAAGCCGAGCAGAACGACAUGAACUCGUCGUCGGAGAAUCUGGCCCAGCAGGGCCACCAGAACAACAACUCGACCAGUAAUACCACCUCCAACAACUGCGCCGCAAUCACCUACGCCAGCAUCAACCAGCAGCCGACGAAGAACUGUCAGAGCUGCCAACUGCUGAACAAACCCUGCUCCCAGUGCUCGAUGAAGGCCAACGAGUCCAAGCACAAACGAAACGAUUCGCUCACAUCGUCCCGGUUGCAGCUGCAGAACCAAAACCAGUCGAAAACCACCAGUAACGUCCUGGCCGGCGGCGCCGGCAGCCAACGGGACGAGAAGGAUCUCUUCAAGACGUACAUUGCGACGCAGGGCUGCCUGGCUAACACGAUACAGGACUUUUGGAACAUGAUCUGGCAGGAGAACACUCGGGUGAUAGUGAUGACUACCAAAGAAAUCGAACGGGGCAAGAAGAAGUGCGAAAAGUACUGGCCCGACCCGCAGCAGACGAAGGAAUGGGGCACGGCCAAGGUGACCUGCCUGAACGAGACCAGCACGGCCGACUACACGCUGCGGGAGUUUCUGCUCUCGUGGCGGGGGCAGGACGAGCGGAAGAUCUUCCAGUACCACUUCCAGGUGUGGCCCGAUCACGGCGUUCCGUCGGAUCCGGGCUGCGUGCUGAACUUCCUGCAGGACGUCAACGCCCGGCAGGAACAGCUGCAGCUGGAGGGUUUGGCACCGGGUCCCAUUUGUGUGCACUGCUCCGCGGGAAUCGGUCGAACCGGAACGUUCAUUGUGAUCGAUAUGAUUCUGGACCAGAUUGACCGGGAAGGUCUCGACUGCGAAAUCGACAUCCAGCGGACGAUCCAGAUGGUGCGGUCACAACGCUCCGGCAUGGUCCAAACCGAAGCGCAGUACAAGUUCGUGUAUUUUGCCGUGCAGCACUACAUCCAGACGUUGUUCCAGCGCAAGCGAGCCGAGCAGCAGAGCCUCCAGGUCGGCCGGGAGUACACCAACAUUAAAUAUGCAUGUGAUAGCAAUGAACUGCAGCGUUCGCCUGCCGGUGCUGCUACUGUUGGCGCCCUACCAGCAUCUCUGUCGACACUUAGCUUAAACACAAGACAAGACUUGCAAAACAAUCGCUCGCAUAAUCACACCACUAGGUCGACAUCCGACUCACAAUUACCACUACCGAGGGCUGUGACUGACUUGAACAAUCCUUCAUCAGUAUAUGAGAACAUUCCCAAAGAAUCGCGACCACCACCGACACCACCAAGGAAAUCAUGACAAAUGGAUUUUUAAGGCUUCAUACAAAUUGAAAGAAAGAAAAAAACGAAACACAGCUACCAGCAUGAAUUGGUAGAAUAUUGAAAGAAAGAAAACACGCGGAUCCAAAUGCAAACAAGCCGGCACGCAACGGGCACACACACACAGAAAAAGUGAUACAGAGUAACUCGUGAACGCAACGGAGAAUGGAAUGUUUUAAGUGUAGGAUAAUAUAUAAAUAUAUGUAUACACACAAACACACGUAAAGAAUGCACCUCUCAAUAUAUUCGACGACACACACACACACACACAAACACAAACACUCACGCAGAGAAAUACAACAAAUACACUCAAGAAUCAGAUGAAUGGAAACAUGUUAUGAGAAGGAGAAGGUAUGAGAUUGUUUCAUUGUUUACCUUAUUGAUUGUUUUCCAAACACAUACACACACACACGCCAACAAACAACAGAAACGAGAGAAUAAUUGAGGUAUGGGUGAGAAAGUGGCAAAACAAAAAGUGCAAGCGCGUCGCCCCACCAACACAAAUACAAAUCGCUCCUCUAAAUGCUUGACAAGGCGAAAGUGGGGUCUCAACUCAAAUGUCAUAACAAUUUACGGUAAAGUAGGAGCGUGACCGAGAUGAAUCAGAUUUAUUAUUAGUGUAUCUAGUCUAACAAAUUACAAAAUUUUCCAUUGCGGGAAAAAAACACAAACAAACUGAGCUCUCAACCUAAACGAAACAAAACGAUAAAGAAAAGCGAGUGUAACUCACGUGCUGUGUUAGGGGGAAACAAAAAACAAAAACAAUUGAGAAUUUUAGGGGAGCUCAGCGGAUGUUUAAAUUGAAAAUCAAUGAUAAACACACGGAGAAAGAUAACUAGACAAAAACAAAAUACAAGCUGCAAAUGUGAUUAUGAUUGAAACCGAGUAGGCGUGCUUCAUUUUGGCACAACUAGGAUUGCCCAAAAGGGACCACGCCUGCUGCGAAAUGAAAUGCAAAACAUAUAUGAGAUACUACAUACUAGAAGCGCGCGCGCUCUCGCGGUAUGAAUGUGCGACAAAAUCGUUUGUUUUGGUCUUUUGUUAUAGAGCUUCGCCACCACAGCGCGGGGGCGGAGGAGCAGAACGAGAAUUAGUUUGUAAGGCUUUAUCAAUUGUAUCGCACCGCUACAAUCAUUAUUUUUUUUAUGUUAGGAUCCAUAUUUUUUCUUUGUUUUUAUCGAGAAGAAUCAACACGGAACUCACUUGCUAGACAUUUGGAUUUACACGGAGAGAAAAAUUGCAUCCCGAGACGCGGCAGAAAUGCAGCGGUUUUUACUACGAAAUCUUACUGUAAUGUUAUAUGUUACGAGUUAUUACAAGUGGAAGCAGAAAGAAUAUAUCGAUUUACUUGCAUCGUUUUCGGUUGGGUUGA